Molecule: messenger RNA, 2379 nt
Organism: Chaetomium strumarium
Lineage: Eukaryota; Fungi; Ascomycota; Sordariomycetes; Sordariales; Chaetomiaceae
Exons: 3
Coding region: 1-2379 (792 amino acids)
Biological process (GO): regulation of actin filament polymerization
Cellular component (GO): cortical actin cytoskeleton; actin filament; site of polarized growth
Molecular function (GO): actin filament binding
Source: RefSeq, a predicted model, not a curated record
AUGGCGUCGCUGAAUCUGUCAACAAACGGCCCGUCAAUCAAGAGCAGCUACCAAGGUGUCAUCAAUGGCCCCGCCGUCUCGUCGACCUCCGCGACCGCGGCGCGCUGGGCCCUCUUCACCGUGCAGGCGCCAUUGCUAAAUGCGUUUCAACACACCGGUGCAAAAGAGAGCAUUCUGAAGGUCGAGAGCACUGGUGACGGCGAACUCUCCGAGCUUGUCGAAGAAUUCAACGAAGGCCGCAUUCAGUUCGCAUUUGUGAGAGUCAAGGACCCGAACACCGGGCUUCCGAAGAAUGUUCUCAUCGCCUGGUGCGGCGGCGGGGUGCCCGAGCGCACUAAGGGGUACUUCACGAGCCAUGUCGCCGCUGUCUCCAAGGUCCUUCACGGCUACCAUGUUCAAAUCACAGCGCGUUCCGACGCCGAUCUUGUGCCCGAAGACAUUAUGCAGAAGGUGGCGGAUGCGUCGGGAGCAAAGUACUCGGCGGGCGGGUCCGCCCCAGCCCCCGCCCCCGCGACGGCGCCACCUGCGGUCGCCAAGAAGCCCGUCUUCACCCCGACAACAUCCGGUUCCGGGAGCUCCUUCAACCCUCUUGUAGCUACACGCACCCGGAGACAGGAGCAUGGCGACGACGAUGGCUGGGGCGCCGAUGCACCGCCGGUCACACGCACUGAGCUCGAAAGGGUCGAGCCGGCUUAUAAGCCGACCAAGGUGGACAUUGCUAGCUUACGGAAGAACAACGACGACUCUCGUUUCAAUGGUCCAUCGAAGCAGGACGACCGGCCGAGCGAUAUCGUGAAAGGGGGGUACCAGCCGGUGGGCAAGAUUGAUAUCGCUGCGCUCCGGGCGCAGGCGAAGGAGGACGACCGCCCCGCCGUGGUGAAGGGCGCUUACGAGCCUGUGGGUAAGGUUGAUAUCGCCGCCAUCCGCUCAAGGGCGCAGCAGCGUCCGGCGGAGUCGGAGGAGGAGCCGGCGCAGCCCAAGAGCCUCGCGGAGCGCACCGCGGCCUUUACCCAGUCGGAACGCCUUACCGAGCUGCCCAAGCCUAAGGUUGCGAAGAAGUUUGGCGGAACGCCUUUCACCGGAACUAAAGCUCCAACCCCCGUAGGCCUGGGCUUCGGCGCUCCGUCGGCGCCGGCGCCACCGCCUGUUGGCGCCGCUAGCCGGACAUUCGCUGAUCAGGGCGGCAAGACGCCAGCCCAACUUUGGGCAGAAAAGAAGGCCAAGCAAGGUGGUGCGGCUGCAAGCACCCCAUCUCCGCCGGCGACAUCACCGCUCACGACGCAGAAGAGCGGUAGCGAGUGGAAGAGCGGCUACUCGGGCAAGAGCUGGGCACCAGUACCCACCACCAACUAUGGCCGAGGCGGCGUGGAGAAGCACGGGACGGGCGGGACUGAACGAUCUGAGCCCGAGCCGGAGGCGGAGUCACACGCCGCUGCGUGUGGGGGCGUUUCGGCGCUGCGCGACAGAUUCAAAGGUGCAUCGCCUAUGGGCACCAUCACCCGGUCCCCCCCUGCGGGUGGCUCGACGCACGGCGAGAACGAGCCAGCUCCGCCGCCGCCGCCGAUGGACAGCCGACCUGCUGGUGGUUUUGCUCUUCCGGGCCUCCCAUCUCGACCUGCUGCUGAUAACCAGGAAGAAGAGGAGGAGUCAGAGGUGACACCGUCUAUGCCGUCCCGCAACUACGAGGAGCGCGAACCGUCGCCUGUUCGGGUCGCGAUGCCCGUGCCCCGCAGUGCGGUACCCGAGAUCGAGCCGGCGGCCGAAACGCUUCCUCCACGGCCGGUGCCGGUUCCGCAGGAGCUGCCCAAGGAAGAGGAGCUCCCCACUGAACAAGACAGCCACGACCCGCGCGCUGCCGCUGCGGCUGUCGCCGCUGUGAGUCAAGCUGAAGACAGCCAGCCAGGAGCCACUGGGGCGGCUGGCGGUAAGAAGGCCCUGGUCCAAUACGAUUACGAAAAGGCCGAGGACAACGAGAUCGAACUCCGGGAAGGCGAGUAUGUGACCAACAUUGAGAUGGUAGACGAUGACUGGUGGAUGGGCACCAAUGCUCAGGGCGAGAGCGGCUUGUUUCCGAGCAACUACGUUGAGUUGGUUGCCGACGAUGAAGGGCCUGCUGCCCAAGAACCGCCAGCCCCGGCCCCUGCUCCUGCUGCUGCUCCCGCCCCUGCGCCGGCAGCACAGGGAGCGGCCCAGGCUGCGGCAGCUGGGCCCACGGCCACCGCGCAGUUCGACUACGAGGCGGCAGAGGAUAAUGAACUGAGCUUUCCGGAAGGGGCCACGAUCACGAACCUCGAAUUCCCAGACGAGGACUGGUGGUUCGGUCACUACAAGGGAGCGUCAGGCCUUUUCCCGGCCAACUACGUCCAACUGGACUCGUAA